AUGCGAUUUGCAGUAAAAGAAAUAAAUGAAGACAUUCAUUUGCUUCCUAACCUUACUUUGGGGUACAAGAUCUAUGAUUCCUGUGAUUUACCACUUGCAGCCCUGAGAGCAACGACUGUAAUGCUUAGUGGAACUCAAGGUAUACUUUCCACUGCAUUAUGCAAGGGGGCUAAACGUGUACAGGCAAUUGUUGGAGAUUCCAGCUCUACGCCUUCCAUCGCAGUAUCCAGAAUUCUUGGUCCUCUCAAAAUUCCUAUGGUUAGUUAUUUUUCUACUUGUGCCUGUUUGUCAAACAAAUGGGAGUUUCCAACAUUCCUUCGUACAAUACCUAGUGACAGCUUACAGGUGAAGGCUAUAGCUCAGUUGCUGAAGUAUUUCAGUUGGUCCUGGAUUGGUGCAGUUUCAGAAAGUAGUGACUAUGGCAAAUAUGGGAUAAUGUCAUUGGCUGAAGAAAUUAAACCAUUGGGCAUCUGCAUGGCCUACUAUGAAGUCAUCCCAAAAAUGUACAAUAAACUGUGGAUACAUGAGAUUGUAGAUGUAAUAAAACAAUCUUCAGCCAAGGUGGUGGUUGUUUUUUCUGCAGAGGGAGAACUUCGUCCUCUUUUUGAGGAAAUUACAGCCCAAAAUAUUACUACUAUACAGUGGAUAGCAAGUGAGGCCUGGAUUACAGCAUCACUACUUUCAGAUGAGAAAUAUUACUCAUCACUGGUUGGUACAAUAGGAUUUGCAGUGCACAGAGGAGAAAUUCCUGGAUUCAAAGAUUACCUGUUGAUUGUUCACCCUUCCUUAUACCCUAAUAAUGACAUAGUGAGAGAGUUUUGGGAAACACUGUUUGCCUGCGUUCUUACAUUUUCUAAUGACACCAGCAGUAAGAAUGAUUUAGUGUCAAGAUGCUCUGGGCAAGAAACUCUCACAGAGAAAGUUAGCAUAUACACUGAUGUUACGCAACUCAGAAUCUCAUUUAAUGUUUAUAAGGCUGUAUAUGCUAUUGCUCAUUCAUUAAACGAUUUAGUACUCUGUAAAUCUGAAAGAGGACCAUUUAUAAAUGCCACAUGUGCAAGUACUUCAGACUUUGCACCUUGGCAGCUUCAGCAUUACAUGCAAAAGGUUUCGUUUAUCAGUAGCUUGGGGGAGGAAGUGACUUUCACUAAGGAUGGGGAUUCUUUUGCAUCAUAUGAUAUAAUCAACUGGCAACACAAGGAUGAUGGCUCUAUUCAAUUUGUAACGAUUGGAUACUUCAGUGCAGCAGACACGCAGAGACAGCAGCUUAUGAUAAAGCAAGAAGAUGUGAUAUGGAGUGGAGAAAAUGGUCAGGUUCCCAGAUCAGUGUGCAGUGAAAGUUGUCAUCCAGGUACACGGAAAGGAAUGCGCAGUGGGAAGCACAUUUGCUGCUUUGACUGUUUAUCUUGUGCUGAUGGUGAAAUUAGUAAUGAAACAGAUUCAUUAGAAUGUAUAAAAUGUCCCCAUGACUACUGGAAUAACAAAGAAAGGAAUCACUGCAUUCCCAAAACAAUUGAGUAUCUCUCAUUUGAAGAGCUAAUGGGAAUUUUAAUUAUACUAUUAUCAUUAUUUGGAGCUGGACUUACUGCAGCGGUGACAACAAUUUUCUUCUUAUUUCAAAACACGCCAGUGGUUAAAGCAAACAAUUCUAAGAUGAGCUUCUACAUUUUGUUUUCAUUAAUACCUUGUUUUUUGAGCUCUGUUUUGUUUUUGGGUCACCCAACAACUUGGAGUUGUGUGUCAAGGCAUACAAUCUUUGCAAUCAGCUUUUCAGUUUGUAUCUCUUGCAUCCUUAGUAAAACAGUGGUGGUGAUAACAGUGUUUAGAACUGCACAGCCAGGAAGCAAAGUCUUGAGAAACGUUAGACCACAUCAGCAGAGAAUGAUGAUUGCUUCAACCAGUUUUGUUCAAGUUGUAAUUUGCAUAAUGUGGUUAGUAUUUAGGCCUCCCUAUUCUUCAAAAAAUACCUCUAAUCAAAGUACAAAAAUAAUCUUAGAAUGCAACGCUGGCUCAGUUGUAGCUUUUUGGUCUGUUUUGGGGUACAUAGGGUUCUUAGCUAGUGUGUGCUUUGUUUUAGCUUUUUUUGCUCGAAAACUACCAAACAACUUCAAUGAGGCAAAAUAUAUAACAUUUAGCAUGAUUAUAUUUUGUACUGUUUGGCUAGCUUUCAUACCUGCCUAUAUAAGUUCGUCUGGAAAGUACACAGUAGCUGUUGAAAUAUUCUCAAUACUUUCAUCAAGUUUUGGACUUCUUGUCUGCAUCUUUGGACCAAAAUGUCGUAUUAUUCUACUAAGACCAGAAAAAAACACCAGAUAUUACUUUAAGGCCAGUAGAAUGUCUUUAAAAAUUUGAGUUGAGUUGAAAAAUUAAAAGCAUUUAUGAUAA
Protopterus annectens (West African lungfish) is the source of this 2385-nucleotide messenger RNA. Its product is annotated as extracellular calcium-sensing receptor-like. Gene Ontology annotation, cellular component: membrane. NCBI's taxonomy places the organism in Eukaryota, Metazoa, Chordata, Ceratodontiformes, Protopteridae. The transcript has 6 exons. Gene Ontology annotation, biological process: G protein-coupled receptor signaling pathway. Bases 1 to 2352 code for a protein of 783 amino acids. Gene Ontology annotation, molecular function: G protein-coupled receptor activity. The record is from RefSeq and is a predicted model, not a curated record.